AUGGAUUAUAUUGGAGAAGCUGUAGGAAACAUGAUAUUUGGUGAACAGGGAACCAAGGGCGAGUGGGAAAAAACGCACCGCUAUAAUUCCUUUGCUUCCGAAAGAGAAAAUUGUCAUGUAAAAUGGUAUGUCGAUGGUAAAUCCUAUUUUUAUGCUGUCUCGGAAGCUCUUAUGGCUGCCAAAGAGGAAAUUUUCAUUGAAGACUGGUGGCUUUCACCUGAAUUGUAUCUCCGUAGACCUCCUUCCAAAAAUGAAGAUUAUCGACUUGACCUUCUUCUUAAAAAGAAAGCAGAAGAAGGAGUGAAAAUUUAUGUUGUUAUCUAUAAAGAAAUGCCCAAAACUUUGACUUUGAAUUCUAGGCAUAGUAAAGAUAUUUUGCAGAAUUUGCACGAGAAUAUUGUUGUUCAAAGACAUCCUGAUCAUGGUCUUGAUGGCACUUUCUUUUGGGCGCAUCAUGAGAAAAUGGUAGUUAUUGAUAGACACAUUUCUUUCAUUGGUGGUUUGGAUUUGUGCUUCGGUCGAUAUGAUACCCCAACACAUCAACUUGCUGAUUUUCAUGAAGCCUCUAAAAAAUACUCUAUUUGGCCUGGUCAAGAUUAUUCAAAUCCUAGGAUCAUGGAUUUCACGGACGUGCAAAAUUGGGCCAAAGGUUUAAUUGACAAAAAGAAAACUCCUCGUAUGCCAUGGCAUGAUGUUUCAAUAGGUUUCGUUGGUAGACCUGCACUUGAUGUCGCACGUCAUUUCAUUCAACGAUGGAAUUUUAUCAAAAAACAAAAGGCUCAAGACCGUCCUGUAUAUCCAGUCUUAAUUGCUAAAUCUGACGAACAACACGAUCGUGAACUACCUCCAAAGGUUAGAUCUUAUAGUUAUUGCGGAGAAAACUUCGAAUGCCAUCCGGACAAGGGUUCAUGCAAUGUUCAAAUUCUCAGAAGUAGCGCUGAGUGGAGUCAUGGUCUCGAUAAAGUAGAUCAUUCAAUCCAAAAUGCUUACAUCAAAAUCAUUGAAGCUGCUCAACACUUCAUAUAUAUCGAAAACCAAUUUUUCAUUACUGCUACUAAAGAAAGUAAAGAUUAUCCAGUAAAAAAUCUUAUUGGAAAGGCAAUAGUAGAAAGAAUUACUAGAGCCUUUAAGAAUAAUGAAAAAUUCAGAAUAAUUGUUGCCAUGCCCUUACUUCCAGCUUUUCCUGCUGAUCUUGACUCUGGCGACGCUGGUACUGUUCGUCUCGUCAUGCAUUACCAAUACCAAUCGAUUUGUCGAGGUGGACAAUCAAUUUAUGAAGUUUUAAGGAAAAACGGCGUUACUAAUCCUGAUAGGUACAUUGGAUUUUAUGCACUCCGUGCCCAUGACAAGAUCAAUCCUCAAUCUAUAGCAGAAGGAUUGGGCUUAUUAGAGGAUGAAAUAAACGCAUCCGGUACAGCUGAACAAUCUGGUGCAGACCCAGCUGUUCCUCAAGCAGUCGUUGACGAAGAUCCUUCUGGCACCUAUAUUACUGAAGAAUUGUAUAUUCAUACUAAACUUUUAAUCGCUGAUGACAGAAUUGUUAUUUGCGGUUCUGCUAAUUUGAAUGAUAGGUCACAAAAUGGUGACCAUGAUUCUGAAAUUGCUGCUGUAAUCGAGGACAAGAAUUACAUAGAUUCUAAGAUGGUUGGCAAAGAGUGGCAAGCCGGAAAGUUUGCCGCAACUUUACGUCGUCAUAUCUUCAAGGAACAUCUUGGUUUGCUUAAUGAAACUGACCACGAGAAAAUUACUCCAAUCUGUCAUCCACCACCGCUUAAUGCUGAUUUACCUCUCGAUGAUGAAGAACUUAGUCAGGCCGAUCAUGUUGUGAUAGAUCCAGCUAGCGAGGAAUUUUAUUAUAACGUUUGGCAUCGAACUGCUACGAUUAACACAGAAGCUUUCCGAACAGUAUUCCGUUCUGUUCCAGAUGAUUCUGUUACAACCUGGAAAGAAUUCAAAGCAUUUGUUCCGGAUCGAACAAAGAUUCCAACUGGACACAUUUGCGAUCCGGAAAAAUUACCCAGGGAUGUCGUUGAAUCAGAACUGAGCAAAGUCAAAGGCCACUUAGUUCAUUUCCCAUUACAAUUCAUGUCUAAUGAAACUUUGUCAGGAUCGGUUGUAAUUGAUGCAGUCACUCCUAUGGAAUUAUUCACUUAA
This is a messenger RNA of Funneliformis geosporum, 2154 nucleotides long. The record is from the annotation of a GenBank genome assembly. Lineage: Eukaryota; Fungi; Glomeromycota; Glomeromycetes; Glomerales; Glomeraceae.